AGCACGAUUAACCGAUCGGUACACUGAGAGAAGUCAACGACAACGACUCAUGGGCUCGCUGCAAGAGUAUUAACGGAGAGCAAAAAAAAAAAGAAGUUAGGACAGGAUGGUAUAUACACAGGCGCUGGUUUUCGGGAACGGGAUGACCGUAGUGUCGGAAGAGGACAGAUUAGUGGAGUUUAUGAAAAAGUUUGUACACCAGUUUACAUCAAGCAGUAGAAAGGACGGCCAGAGUUUAGAGGCAAACUGCGAAUACACAGAAGCGAUCAAGUCGUCAAGUGUGGAGUGGCUGGACCCGGGUUCGAGUAUGGAAGACUGUGUGGAGGAGGCGCUUCAGCUGGAGCUGGCUAAGCAGAUAGAGCUGUGCCUGUCCGACGCCAAGACGUCCCGCCUGCACUGCCAGGAGCUGCUCCUGCCGCGCCGGCUGACCACCCGCGUGGCCCGGGACGUCAUGCUGUCCUCCGCCGACGAGCCCUGCGGCCUCCGGGGGGCACUCAUCCACGUGCUGCUGGAGACCAAGGGCGUCCUGCAGCCGCUGGGCUCCAUCACGCCGGACCGCUGCGUCACGCCCACCUUCGAACUGUCCAUCGUGUUCAAGGCCGACCCCGCCGGCUGGGCCGCUCUCAAGAACUUCUUCGUGGCGGACAAGGCACUGACCCUGCACGCGGGCUACAGGCUGGUCAAGAGGAAGCUGUACUCGUCCGCCAGCCCCAUCGUACGCGACUUUGACUGAGAGCGCAACCUGUGCAGAGCCGCAGUGCAGAGAUUACGACUUUAGGAAAAAACGAAGGCACAUAUGCACUUUCAGAGAACAUUCAGGGAAUGGUAUUAUCAGUGUGUGUGUGUGUGUGUGUCUGUGCGUGCGUUUGCUCACUGCAUUCCAGUAAGUUUCUGAUUCCUGAUCAGGAAUGCUGUUACUCUGCUACAAUGGGCAUGACUUUUGGAAAAAAAAGACUACAUACUUCACAGAAGGAGACCCUGCGUCAUAUUUCAGUGUUGCUCCAAUGCAGUGUGUAUCACCCGCUGAAAACAGAGCCUGCCUGUACUGUAGCUGUGAACUUUGGAGGAGUGGUGCCUUGUCGAGAGGAGGCGUUUGCCAGAUGUGAGCACUUUUAUAUGGCUCUAGGUUUUUUUUAAUCAUUAUUUAAACUUGUGUGACCUGCAGGCACGAUCACCUGAUCCUGAUCCAGGAUAUUCCCCGACUCUGUCAGCAGUGAUUCAGUGUGAGCUGACUCACUGUCUCGCAUACAUUCAGCAGCUGGUGAUUGCGCAACGCUUGAGCGUGCGCCGCACUGCUGCUAGUUGCUAUGAAGAGCGACAGUAGUCAGAAGCUGCUCUGUGUGGGUGUGUGUGUGUGUGUGUGUGUGAGUGCAUCUGUGAUUUCAGUGGUGUAAGAGUUCCUCUUGCAUUGAUGUGUGCUGGGAGUGGUGCUGAUGCCCAGCUCGGGCUGGGAAAAUACAGUGCUGCUUCCACCAAUGAACUACAGCAGGGAACACCAAACAUUUUGGUGAGGAAGGGUCAAUGUCCAGAGUUUGAAUGUAAUGUGAGAAGCUUUUAGACAUAACAAAGCAGUAAUGUCAAUAGCCACCCACUUUUUCUGUACUGUCCAUACAUCGAAGGAACUACUGCAUCUCACUCAACAGUUCCUUUCUUCAGAUAAAGUUAACUCUGUGUUUCUUUCAUUUAUUGCUGAAAAUGCAAGGCAUGCCAGCUUCUUACACAGCCUGAACAAGACCACAGUGUCAACUUAAGUCUGCAAUAUGAAUUUGAGGUUAUUCAGAUUCAGAUGUAAGGGGCAUUUUGUCAUCUGUAACUGCAGGGUGUGGUUGGUACAAUAUUCAAAUAGCCAUAUUUGCUAAUGUAAUGCUAACACUAAAUGUUUUAAAAGUGUGUUUGAGGGGUGUGGUGAUUGAUAGUCAUUGAUGCAUAGUGAGCAGGACACAAGUGUCCCCAGGGUCUGAAAGUUGGUCCCUGGGUCAAAGUGUAACAACCUCCUCAGCUUCAUCAGUUCAAAUGGUGUGUGUGAAUGUAGGGGAAGUGUGAUUGGAACUUGUGUGAAACCGUGGAAACCUCAACUCUUGAGAGACGGAAAGGAAAGCAAGCUGGCCUUGCCCAUUACAGACUUUCCUGAUGUUUGUUGUGCCUGUAUGUGUGUGCGCAAUUGUGGCUCAGUAUUCUGGA
Molecule: messenger RNA, 2181 nt
Organism: Megalops cyprinoides (Indo-Pacific tarpon)
Lineage: Eukaryota; Metazoa; Chordata; Actinopteri; Elopiformes; Megalopidae
Exons: 2
Coding region: 107-733 (208 amino acids)
Biological process (GO): negative regulation of signal transduction
Cellular component (GO): cytoplasm
Source: RefSeq, a predicted model, not a curated record